CCGGUUUCCUUCGCCGGCGCGGAAGUGGGUGGAGCUAAGAGGGAAAACAAGCGCUCCUUUCCGGGGUAGGGGCACGGUUGGAGCAUCCACGGAGGAGCCGGGAGUCGUCUGCGAGGUAGCUCCUCCCACGCCUCCUAAGGCCACGCCUGCCAGCAGGACGCCCGCUUCUGCAAGCGAACCCCGAACCCCGGGCCUUUUCCAAGGAUGACGCGGCACGGCAAGAACUGCACGGCGGGCGCCGUGUACACCUACCACGAGAAGAAGAAGGACACAGCGGCCUCAGGCUAUGGGACCCAGAACAUCCGCCUGAGCCGGGAUGCCGUCAAGGACUUCGACUGCUGCUGCCUCUCCCUGCAGCCCUGCCAUGACCCCGUCGUCACCCCGGACGGCUACCUGUAUGAGCGGGAGGCGAUCCUGGAGUACAUUCUGCACCAGAAGAAGGAGAUCGCGCGGCAGCUGAAGGCCUACGAGAAGCAGCGGGGCGCCCGGCGGGAGGAGCAGAAGGAGCUGCAGCGGGCGGCGGCACAGGACCAGGUGCGGGGCUUCCUGGAGAAGGAGGCGGCCAUCGUCAGCCGGCCCCUCAACCCCUUCACGCCCAAGGCCGCCCCGGGAGCUGGCCCAGAUGAUGCCCAAGCGGGUCCCAGCGCCGCCGGCCCCGCAGGCAAGGACAAGGACAAGGACAAGAUGCUGCCCAGCUUCUGGAUCCCGUCGCUGACCCCCGAGGCCAAAGCCACCAAGCUGGAGAAGCCGUCCCGCACCGUGACCUGCCCCAUGUCCGGGAAGCCCCUGCGCAUGUCCGACCUGACGCCGGUGCGGUUCACGCCCCUGGACAGCUCCGUGGACCGCGUGGGGCUCAUCACGCGCAGCGAGCGCUACGUGUGCGCCGUGACCCGGGACAGCCUGAGCAACGCCACGCCGUGCGCCGUGCUGCGGCCCUCGGGCGCCGUGGUCACCCUGGAGUGCGUGGAGAAGCUGAUCCGGAAGGAUAUGGUGGACCCUGUGAACGGGGAGAAGCUCACAGACCGCGACAUCAUCGUGCUGCAGCGGGGCGGCACGGGCUUCGCGGGCUCCGGAGUGAAGCUGCAGGCGGAGAAGUCGCGGCCUGUGAUGCAGGCCUGAGCGCGGGAACCAAAUAAAGGACUUGGAAGCGA
This is a messenger RNA of Pipistrellus kuhlii (Kuhl's pipistrelle), 1151 nucleotides long. It is a transcript of the gene NOSIP, whose product is annotated as nitric oxide synthase interacting protein. Bases 205 to 1119 code for a protein of 304 amino acids. Gene Ontology annotation, molecular function: ubiquitin protein ligase activity. Gene Ontology annotation, cellular component: nucleus. The record is from RefSeq and is a predicted model, not a curated record. The transcript has 10 exons. Lineage: Eukaryota; Metazoa; Chordata; Mammalia; Chiroptera; Vespertilionidae.